Dicentrarchus labrax (European seabass) is the source of this 1340-nucleotide messenger RNA. RefSeq names its product cell death inducing DFFA like effector b (gene cideb). Lineage: Eukaryota; Metazoa; Chordata; Actinopteri; Moronidae. The record is from RefSeq and is a predicted model, not a curated record. The transcript has 5 exons. Gene Ontology annotation, biological process: regulation of apoptotic process; apoptotic process. Bases 140 to 772 code for a protein of 210 amino acids.
GAGUUAUCACCAGGUUCGGGGCAAAGUCCAGCUGCUGGGUUGAACACAGGCAGUUCUGAGGUUACGUUACAAUUUGUUUCACCAGAACACCUUUCAACAAAAUAAGGCUGUGAGAAGAGACAACGAGAGGCUGUCGAGCAUGGAUGCCACAUCUACAUUUAUCAAAUCUGUAACCAAGCGAGUGUGGUCUCCGCCACAGCGCCCCUUCAGAGUGUGUUGCCACAACAGGGAGACCAGGAAGGGCAUCACAGCCGGGACCCUGGAGGAGCUGAAGGAGAGGGUAUGCCAGGUUUUGCUGCUGUCCCUGUCUGCCGUGUCUCUGUCUCUGGUUUGUGAGGAGGACGGCACGGAGGUUGACUCCGAAGAGUUCCUCAUGACCCUGCCCGACAACACCAUGCUCAUGGCCCUGCAGCCCGGACAGACAUGGAGACCACAGCCAGGUUCAGUUGUGCCCAGAUCUCAAGACCACAACAAGCCUCGGACCGGGAAGGACAUAGCUCGUGUCACCUUUGACCUGUACAAGAUGAGCCCGAAGGAUGUCUUUGGCUCCCUGAGUGUGAAGGCCACAUUUCAAGGCAUUUACUCUGUGAGCGCUAACUUUCAGUGUCUGGGGCCCAAGAAAGUCCUCAGAGAAGCCCUGCGUGUGGCCUCCACCCUCCUACAUGCUGCUGGACACCUGCUUAUCACCUCCGCCUCCAUGAUCCGCCGCAUUAUCGAAGGCGCUGAGCUGUGGCAGCCACAGAAGGGAGAGUACACUGCCAGCUGGAACUGACAGAGCAGAGAGAGACCUAUGUAUCUGUAACAUAGAGCGACUAGCAUCUCGCUGGGUAGCCACUGUGUUGUAUAAUUGUUCUGCUGUUUACCUCCUUAAAAUUAGGGGAAAGUAACCACUUUUUAUGACAUGAACAUCUCUUGAGGUAGUGUCUGUAAAUGUCCUUAAAUAGUUUGACUAUGCUUGAGGUUAUAAACAGAAUGUAAAAGACAAAUCUUCAAGGAUUAAGUGUCAGAAACGGUCUUUAUUAACAACAGAGGACACUUAGUGAUGUAGCUGGAUAACAAGAGAAUGAAUGUCAUAGCUAUUAAUGUAGUUUUCUAUUUCUUGUGCAAUAUAUUUUCCAUAAUAUCCUAGAAUUGUACUUUAUUUUUGUUAAUUUUGGUGUGGAUUACGGGCUGGCAGGUGAACUUUCUUGAAAAAAAGAAAUAUUACGUAACUGAGAACAUCCAUUUUGUAGUUUAUGAACGCCAUUGUUGUAACUAAUCAGUCAUGUUCGAACAAAAAGCAAUAACAGUGUUAACUUGAAUGUCAAUAAAAAAAACAUCUUCACAGCACAAACAAGAAA